Cygnus atratus (black swan) is the source of this 1580-nucleotide messenger RNA. Its product is annotated as mothers against decapentaplegic homolog 6-like. Gene Ontology annotation, cellular component: heteromeric SMAD protein complex. The record is from RefSeq and is a predicted model, not a curated record. The transcript is spliced from 2 exons. Gene Ontology annotation, molecular function: transcription regulator inhibitor activity; I-SMAD binding. NCBI's taxonomy places the organism in Eukaryota, Metazoa, Chordata, Aves, Anseriformes, Anatidae. Gene Ontology annotation, biological process: BMP signaling pathway; cell differentiation; regulation of transcription by RNA polymerase II. The coding region runs from base 1 to 582 and encodes 193 amino acids.
AUGUUUUAUGGAAGUAAAAUUCUAAGCAACUUCACUGCUAUUACCAACACCAGCCUCUCGCGGAGCACCAUUAGGGACGGCUACUGGUGCAAACUGGCCUAUUGGGAGCACCGGACGCGUGUGGGCCGCCUCUAUGCCGUGCACGAGGCAUCGGUGAAUGUCUUCUGCGAGCUGCCGCGGGGCAGCGGGUUCUGCCUGGGCCAGCUGCCAGCGGCACACCGGAGCCAGGCCGUGCGCCGGGCGCGGGGCAAGAUCGGCCGCGGGCUGCUGCUGAGCCGGGAACUGGGCGGCGUGUGGGCCUACAACCGCAGCGAGCACCCCAUCUUUGUCAGCUCCCCCACGCUGGGGCCCCCUGGCGCCCGUGGGCUCGCCGUCCUCAAGGUGCUGCCCGGCUACUCGGUGAAGGUGUUUGACUACGAGCGGGCGGGGGGCUUGGCUGGCUGGCGGCACGCCGGGGACGGCCCCUGCGACACCCACAGCGUUCGUAUCAGCUUCGGCAAGGGCUGGGGGCCCUGCUACUCCCGGCAGUUCAUCACCUCCUGCCCGUGCUGGCUGGAGGUGCUGCUGAACCAGCCCCGCUGAGCAGCCGGGGGGUGAUGGGGGCAGUGGUGGCAGGUCCCCCCCAAGCUGGGUGCAAGGGGGACACGAGCUGUGGGGCUCCUCUGCCUCGCCCCAGCCUCUUUCUUCCCUGGCUGCGUGGCCACGGGGCUGUCCUGACCCAUGGGACCCCUGCUGGGACCCCCCACCCCAGCCCCACCGUGGGGCCGUGCCCCCAAGCCUGGCUCCUCACCCACCACCACAGGUCUCUCGCUGAUGCGGGGCACUAUUUAAUCUCUCUUUUUUUAUUUUAUUGGUUAAUUUUAUUUUAAUUUAUCUUAUUUUUGUAAGAAAAAAAAAAAAGUAAAAUGUAGGGGUUGUAGGGAUGUAGAGCGGGCACCCAGGGAAGGUGGCCGGGGCAGGGUGUGCAGGGGCCGGGCGGGUCUGGGGGAGGCUGGGGGGCAACGGGAGGGGCACGGGGGGCAGAGCCCCGGAGCAGCAGGCGGGGGGCUGCGGAUGCAGGGCCCCUGGGGCAUGGCAGGCGUGGGGGGAGUCGGGGGGAGCAGAGCUCGGGGAGUGUGGGGCAGGUGAGCACAGCUGGAAUUUGGGGAGGUGAGCACAGCUGGAGCAAGCAUGGGGCAGGUGAGCACAGACGGAAUUUGGGGAGUCUAGCAGAGCUGGAAUUUGGGCAGGUGAGCACAGCCGGAAUGUGGGGAGGCGAGCACAGAUGGAGGGAGUGCAGGGCAGGUGAGCACAGCUGGAGCGAGCAUGGGGCAGGUGAGCACAGCCGGGGCAGCUGCUGGCCGGGGUUAGCGCCCCUGGGGGGGGUGCGGCCCGGGUUACGAUGGCCGGGACGUGGGGACCGGCGGGGAGCUGAGCUCGGGCACAGCUCAGGACGAGCGCGGUGUCCGUGAAGGUCCCCGGACCCUUCCAGCCCCAGGGAGAGCGCAGCCGUUGCGGGAGCGGGUACCCCAGGUCCCGGUGCGCCCGGGCCGUGUCCGGUAUUUAUAACCAAUAAACGGUGCCACCGGCACCACGGAACC